This is a messenger RNA of Paramecium octaurelia, 713 nucleotides long. The record is from the annotation of a GenBank genome assembly. Lineage: Eukaryota; Ciliophora; Oligohymenophorea; Peniculida; Parameciidae.
AAUUUAUAAAUGAACUUAUUCUACCCUACUUCGACUAUCAAGCAGAACUAGUAUGAAUCGUCAACACUCGAUACUGAUACAAGCGAUAAUGAGAAUAACAAUUUUGAAAUAGAGUAAAACAUUUGUUUAAAAAAUAUCAGUGUCAAACCCCUAAAAAAGCACUUCGAAACCAUACAAGAAAAAUAAUAAUAUAUAGAAGAGUACACGAAAAAGAAAAAAACUGAACUCUGCAAGAAUUUUGUGAUGACAGGGAAAUGCAAAUAUGGGGAUAAAGUAUUUCUUUUAUUAAAUUUAAAGUGCUCUUUCGCCCAUGGAUAAACUGAAUUACAGCCUAAGACCCACUUACAUUCCAAAUAUAAAACCAAACCGUGCAAGAGAUUCUUCUAAUAGGGGUAUUGUCCUUAUGGGAUAAGAUGUCAAUAUAUUCAUGAUGAGUUAAUAAAUGAAACUGAAUUUGAUGGAUUCUUGUAAAGCUCUUAUAAAGAACUUGGCAUGAAAGCUCCAAUUUCAUCAAGUAUUAAUUUAAACAAAAUUUAGAAUUAUUAAAAACUGAUGUAAGAAACGACAUUUAAAGAUUUAUCCUUACCAUGAAUAACAAACACAUAGAUCAAGAAUUAUUUAUAUAUCCUAAAUCUAGAUUGUCCUUUUUUAAACAAAUCACAAAUCCCUAUUAUAAUAUUUUGUCAGAUGAUUCUCAAAAAAGCAAUGCUUGA